AUGCCGCGCCCAGCUCCCAAACGAACUCGGCCCUUGACCAAGGGCCCUCCUCCAGCUUCCAAUGCCGAUUCAAGCGAACAGGCAACUCGCGACAAUGCCUCCACGAAUGCGCCCAACUCCCCCGAACGAGGCUCGACGCUGGAUCCCCGGCGCCAACUGCGCAGCCAGACCCCCAUGAGCAAGACCUACGAGAAUGCAAUUGAGUCGUCGCCCAUGGGAGAGCGAAUGGGCACCGGAAGUCGACCCGGCACCGCCAGUCGACCACCGACGCGAUCUCGAGGCUACUCAUCUACUCUUUCGUUUGCGGGCCGUAAAGGUGACAUGAGCUCGCGAGUCCCCGGCACGCCGGCCUUUGAAAGCUCCGUUCUGAGCAACUUCCGGCGAAGACCGCGCCAGCAAAGUAUCCUUCAUAUGGUGCAGGCGGAGGACGGUUCGUCUGACUUGGAUGACAGCGACUUUCUCGGAGGUCUGAGCCCUCAGGAUGAGUCUACGCCGUUGAAUCUCGCCCGGAAAUCAAUGGUCCACAAGCCUGCUGAGUCGCCCUCCCAAUCACCUCCGUCAUCCGGUGGCUCGCGCAAGCGCAAGCGCGCGACAAGAGGAGUACAAGCACCAGAGCCAGAGCCAGAGCCAGAAUCACCAUCCGCAGCAACAGACACCCUCACUGCUACUCCUGUACAGCGCGAUCAGGGUGAUGACCAGCCCUCCCAUGCGCUGGAGGAUACACCGCGGGCCUUGCAGUUCCCAGAAGUCCUCAGCCAAACCCUCGCACCACCAGCCAGCAGCAGUCCUCCGUGGAGCCCUUCUGCGCAUUCCCAAACAAGUACUGCCCCAGUGGUCACUGGAGAAAUUGCCAAUACAAAGUCCAAGUCUAAAAACCCAGUUUAUCUGUCCACCGCGGCGCUACAGGAUCGGCUUCUGCCCCGCCGUCGUCAACGUCGGUCUAAGCACCGAGCAGCUGACGAAUUUGAGGUUCCAAGCGAUAGCGAUAAAGAACACGACGCCGCGUCUGGUGACGAAGAUGAAUUGAGUUACCCCUUCUCUCGCCGGCCACGCAAGCCUCUGGCCAGUACUCAAGAUAAAUUGUCCACCCUCAACCGCCCAAAAACGCGUAAGACCAAGGCGAAUAAGGUUGCGCGAUCAGCAGCCACAUACUCGCGUUCUAUUGACAAAGAGAACGAACAGCUGGCUCUUUCCUCGCCGGGCUCAUCACCUUUAUCCUCGCCUCCGGACUCAGAUGCUGAGGAAGAGACUGAAAUACGGGCGACGCCUCGGUUCACGAGCGCGGAGUUGCGAGCUGCCGCGAAGAAGUUUGCGGAGAUUGACCAGUGGAAACUGGAGUUUGAAUAUGUGUCUGCAUCGGAGAUGGGAGACUAA
This is a messenger RNA of Penicillium lagena, 1374 nucleotides long. RefSeq lists its product as uncharacterized. The record is from RefSeq and is a predicted model, not a curated record. Bases 1 to 1374 code for a protein of 457 amino acids. NCBI's taxonomy places the organism in Eukaryota, Fungi, Ascomycota, Eurotiomycetes, Eurotiales, Aspergillaceae. The transcript has a single exon.